Penicillium paradoxum is the source of this 711-nucleotide messenger RNA. RefSeq lists its product as uncharacterized. The transcript is spliced from 4 exons. The coding region runs from base 1 to 711 and encodes 236 amino acids. Lineage: Eukaryota; Fungi; Ascomycota; Eurotiomycetes; Eurotiales; Aspergillaceae. The record is from RefSeq and is a predicted model, not a curated record.
AUGAAUCCCACUGUGGAGGACGAGAACGACAGCCAUGCCAGUCCGAACUCGGAGGGCGCACCGAUCCCUUGGUCGGAGAUUUUCUCCCGCCACGAGGCCGUCCUGUGCUCUCACCUCGAAAUGCUGAGCAUGGUGAAGGGUCAGGUUGCGUCGCAGGCUGAUGGGUUUCAGGCGGUGACGUCAAUGGUGAACAAAACAGUACAGGCGAUGAACCAGCUGAAGGUGGCUAGAAAGCAUAUGAUGAACAAAAAUUCCAGCGCAUCGUCUACCUCCAGUCCAUUCAACCCUGCACAACCCGCUGAUAUAGAGGCGAAUACGCGCAAAAAGCGACGGAGAGUAUCGCGCGAGAAAGAUACCCGUUCUGAACCUAUAGAGGAAGUACGGGCCCCAAAACGAUACCGUGAUUCGUCGUCCCAACCCCCCAUUGGGCAAGACGAAGACUUCGGAUCGAUAUCAUUGGGCACCGAGGAUAUCUCAGCAGAAGUCCAGCGCCGACUGAAAAUCAAGGAGGAGCAAAGGCGGAGGAAGGAAAACCCCAAGCCGGACAAGCGCAAGCGCGACAGUCUAGCGUCGAAUGAUGGUGCCUCAUCCGCUGCACCCCGGCCUCGAAAGAAACGGCUCAGAAUGGAAACUGUGCACAAGAGAGAGUAUGAUUCGAUGCUUGAUAACGAAACCGAUUCUCCAAAAAUGAAGCGGCGCAAAACGCCAUAG